Molecule: messenger RNA, 1140 nt
Organism: Spodoptera exigua (beet armyworm)
Lineage: Eukaryota; Metazoa; Arthropoda; Insecta; Lepidoptera; Noctuidae
Source: the annotation of a GenBank genome assembly
AUGAUGCUGGACGACGUAAAUGAAUCAAACUAUUAUAGACCUUCUGAGAAGGUCUUUCAGGGGCAGAUGUAUGAUGCAAGCCAGAAGAAAGAAUACCGACUCGAUCAUAGAAGAAGUUGUCUCAGCUUAAUUCGAACCUUACCGCGUGAUAAACUUAUGAAACUAUUCAGGCAAUCCCAAAACAAACAAUACAAUCCAAUCGGCAGGCGAAAUAAUCAUGUGGCCAUUCAAACAAAUUUGUCGGAAGAUGAGCUUGAGGAGAAUGAAGAUUACGAAAGUAAUAAGAAUAGAAUAGAACUGCGAAGUAAACGACACAAGAAAAAACGACAUAUUGAUAAUAACGAUAACAUCAAAAAUAAAAGUGAAGAUACAAAAACAACUAAAAUACUUAAUGCUGAAAAAGAAAAGUUAGUAGAAAACAAAUUAAUCGAAUUGAUUAAAAAAAAAUUAAAGAAACACCUGGAUGGUGAAGCAAAAAAGAAAAAUGAAAUGAUAAAAAAUGGCGUGAAUCAACUUUCAAAGGAGAAUAUAGUUGAACACGACUUAGAGAAAACCAAUGUCAAUAAAGAUGAAAAUUUAGAAAACCUAAAAAAGCAAAAGGUUAAUCACGACAAGCACUUUGAUAUAGAUACAGAAAUGAGGAUAAGUUCAGGAGAACGUGAUAAAGGGGAAAAACGAAAAGUUGAGAAAAAGAAACAUGUCGAAAAAUCUGAUUUUGAUAGUCCACCUAAACCGAAACGUUUUGAUGUUAUCUCAAAAGAAUUAUCAGAGGAACAUAAUGAAUACGACAGUACAAAACCGAAUAAAAAAGCCCUGUCUACACAUGGAACUGACCAGGAAGACGAAAAAGCUAAACCAAGGGGUAAUAAGAAAAAUGAAUGUAUUAAUGAAACGGAGGCAAAUAUUGACAAAUGUGUACGGGCUUGCCAAAGAACACACGAAGACGUGUGUGACCUCUUAACUUGCUCCGCCAGAAAACUCUUUGACAUCAUGACGUCAAUGGAUGGUUGUCAAACGUUGCCUAGAGAUUGUAAAUUUCGUCGUGAAUUGUCAACACGAGUUGGUGUAAUCGGUAAGGCGUGUGGAUUACACCACAGAGACCCCGAGUUCGAGUCCCGCCGUAAACAUGAAGUUUUUUAG